This is a messenger RNA of Durusdinium trenchii, 1049 nucleotides long. NCBI's taxonomy places the organism in Eukaryota, Dinophyceae, Suessiales, Symbiodiniaceae. The record is from the annotation of a GenBank genome assembly.
CUGUGGUUGCUCCUUUUGGCUCUGUGGUUCCUGGCCGUGCCCGGAGUCAACCAAGUGGAAGGUCAAACAUGGAGAGAACAGGUGGGCUUAGGCUGCAGCGACUUCCAACCGAGGUGUCGCAGGCGCCCCGCGUCGAGAAUCUCCGCGGAAGCAGCCGGGGCAGUCAGGUGCGUUCGGAGUCAAAUCAUAGCUGGGCGCACGAUUUUCGGGAUCCUGUCCGUGGAGCCAGCCGACGCGAGGAUUUGAAACUAUUUCGGAACACAGCGAAGGAUCAGCUUCACGUCACCAGAGAGGUGGCACAUCAGUCGACACAUCGGGAAGUGCUUCCUGCGACUGGCAAAGAUGAGGUGUCAUUGAAGCCUUUGGUUGACCCCCGCAAUUUGGAGGAAUUCGUUCAACAAGACUUGGACACUUUCUGGAGGUGGUGCCCAACGCCAGUGGAUGGCUUGCACAGGUGUGGCCUAUUAGUGAAACUGUUUGACUACUGUGGCCUCACAAGGAAAGAAAAUAAGGCAGGAGACAAGGUCAGGCGGCUCAACAGUGAGCUGCAUGCGUUGGGAGUUUUCACCACAGAUCAAGUUGAGCCCCACCAACGCGUGCCAUACGAGGCAUUUGUUCAGAGUCGUCGAUUACGAGAGGCUGUACAGAACUGUUCGGACGCCAAGCGUUCGUGGGAAAGGAAGAGGAAAGGCUGCAGGCCAGCUGCAGGGCAGACUCCUUUGGCGCUUUGGGUGCUCAAUGUGAUAUCGUUCGAAAACAAGGCGAUUGCGUAGGUUGAUAUGGACGGCUGAGAGACUGGAAAUCAAAUCGUUGUUUCUAGAUUGGACUGAUAGUCUUGAGUUUGGUAUGUUUCCAACACGUUGCUAAGGGGUGAAUGUGCUCCAUCACCAAUGUCAUUGAUUUGCGCGAGAGUCUCUCGGCAUCGGCCUGAUAAUAUUGAGGGCCCCUAUGCAUUUGCAACAAUGCAAGUGUGUGGGUGUGUGCCGUUGUAAUAAUAUGUCUUCCACUUUUGUGUCCAGCUGGCGAGCUAUCGCAAGCAAACCUCAGUG